Molecule: messenger RNA, 1113 nt
Organism: Suncus etruscus (white-toothed pygmy shrew)
Lineage: Eukaryota; Metazoa; Chordata; Mammalia; Eulipotyphla; Soricidae
Gene: RFC5
Product: replication factor C subunit 5
Exons: 11
Coding region: 91-1086 (331 amino acids)
Biological process (GO): DNA-templated DNA replication; DNA repair
Cellular component (GO): nucleus; DNA replication factor C complex
Molecular function (GO): ATP hydrolysis activity; DNA clamp loader activity; DNA binding
Source: RefSeq, a predicted model, not a curated record
UGUGGCCCCGCGGUUGCUUCUGAUCCCGGCUGCUGCUUCUUGCGGCUUUCGGGGUGUACGGGCAGACCCCGACUCUACUGUCUCCCCGCCAUGGAGCUCACGGGGGCCAAGCUCAGGAACCUGCCCUGGGUUGAGAAAUACCGGCCACAGACACUGAAUGAUCUCAUUUCUCAUCAGGACAUUCUGAGUACAAUUCAGAAAUUCAUCAGCGAGGACCGCCUGCCGCAUCUGCUGCUCUACGGGCCCCCGGGCACCGGGAAGACGUCCACCAUCCUUGCCUGUGCCAAGCAGCUGUACAAAGAGAAGGAAUUCGGCUCCAUGGUUUUAGAGCUCAAUGCUUCUGAUGACCGAGGAAUUGAUAUCGUCCGGGGCCCCAUCCUGAGCUUUGCCAGCACAAGGACCAUAUUUAAAAAAGGCUUUAAACUGGUGAUUCUGGAUGAAGCUGACGCCAUGACACAGGAUGCCCAGAAUGCCUUGCGCAGAGUGAUCGAGAAGUUCACGGAAAACACCCGCUUCUGCCUUAUCUGUAACUACCUGUCCAAGAUCAUCCCAGCGCUACAAUCCCGAUGCACGCGGUUCCGCUUCGGCCCGCUGAGCCCCGAGCUCAUGGUCCCCCGCCUGGAACACGUCAUCAGGGAAGAGAAAGUGGACGUGAGUGAGGACGGGAUGAAGGCUCUGGUGACCCUCUCCAGCGGGGACAUGCGGCGGGCACUGAACAUUCUGCAGAGCACGCACAUGGCCUUCGAGAAGGUAACCGAGGAGACUGUCUACACCUGCACGGGACACCCGCUAAAAUCCGACAUCGCAAACAUCCUGGACUGGAUGCUUAACUUGGACUUCACCACGGCCUACAGGAAAAUCAUGGCGCUGAAGACACUGAAGGGCCUGGCCCUGCACGAUAUCCUCACCGAGAUCCACUUGUUUGUGCACAGAGUGGACUUCCCACCAUCAGUUCGCAUACAUCUGCUGACCCAGAUGGCAGACAUCGAGUACAGGCUCUCCGUGGGCACCAGCGAGAAGAUACAGCUGAGUUCCCUCAUUGCAGCCUUCCAGGUCACCAGAGACUUGAUAGUUACAGAUGCCUAGCCUAGAGGCGGGGACUCGAUUGCAGCG